Messenger RNA from Stomoxys calcitrans (stable fly), 1171 nucleotides. Its product is annotated as farnesyl pyrophosphate synthase-like. The transcript has 5 exons. Gene Ontology annotation, molecular function: dimethylallyltranstransferase activity; (2E,6E)-farnesyl diphosphate synthase activity. Gene Ontology annotation, cellular component: cytoplasm. NCBI's taxonomy places the organism in Eukaryota, Metazoa, Arthropoda, Insecta, Diptera, Muscidae. Gene Ontology annotation, biological process: trans, trans-farnesyl diphosphate biosynthetic process. The record is from RefSeq and is a predicted model, not a curated record. Bases 1 to 1002 code for a protein of 333 amino acids.
AUGAAUACAGUUCCAGAAAUUCUACAUGACAUAAGGCAACUAUCAGAGAAAUAUAGCACUAAAGAUACUUCACAGUGGUUGACAAAGUGCUUGGAAUUUAACUUAACAAAGGGCAAAAAGAAUCGUGGAUUUUUAGUAGUGCAGACGUUUAAAGAACUUGGAAGAACGAAUACGAACGUAUCAGCGGAAAAUAUUCGUUUAUCAUAUAUAUUGGGAUGGAUUACAGAGAUUAUGCAGUACUCCAUUUUAAUGGCUGAUGACAUCAUAGAUAAUAGUUCUACACGAAGAGGGCAAAUAUGCUGGCAUAAUCUAAACGAAGUUGGACUAAUGGCCAUAAAUGAUUUUGUUAUGGUCCACAGCUCUGUUUAUGCUUUACUUCAAAAAUAUUUCAAAACUUCCAGUUGCUAUUUUCAUUUAUUUGAACUCUAUAAGGAAACAAUGAUGAUCAUGGCUAGUGGCGCAUCUUUAGAGUUGCUAAUUUCCAAAGGAAGCGUUGAGUCGUUUUCCCGUUCGCUAUAUGAAACUAUAGUAACAAAUAAAACAGCGACUACUCUCUAUUUUCCCUUUGCCUUGGCCAUGCACUUGGCAGACGUUACCAAUCCAGAGGCUUUUCGCCAGGUUAAAAUAAUUUCAAUGGAAAUGGGACGUUACUUUCAAGUACAAGAUGACUAUUUGGAUUGUUUUGGUGAUCCUAAAAUUACGGGCAAAAUUGGUACUGACAUAGAGGAAAACAAGUGCUCCUGGUUGGCCGUAGAGUGUAUGAAUCGUGCCAAUAAUGAACAAAAGCUAACAAUGCUUGAAUGUUAUGGAAAAUAUGAUCCUAAAAUGAUACAGCGUGUCAAAAAUCUAUACAAAUCUCUCGAACUACCGAAAUUGUAUACAAACUAUGAGGAAAUUAUUCAUACAAAAAUAAAGCGACUUAUAUCGAAUCAAACAUCGAAUGACGUUCCCUGCAAUACUUUAUUACUUAUGCUGGACAACAUGUAUCAGCGGACUCAUUAAACAUUUCCGGAACGACAGUCAAAGCUGCAUCAGAUAUCUAACGACAUCAUGCGAUGACAGACAGUAUCGAGGAGCUCGUACUUUGCAAACACUAUAAAUGGUGGAGCGCAUAUUUUACUUGUUAGUCUUUAUUAAAACAAACUGAAGUCUUAAGAUAACUGAAGCUGUA